CACACGCUCCCCCAUCCGGCGCAGAGUGGACGCGGCUCGGCUUAAAUCUUCUGACGUGUUUUGCGCAUUUCCUGAACUGGCGCUCGGGAGCAGGGAGGGAGAGAGCAGGGAGGAAGGCUGCAGGAAACCAGUGCACUACAAACCAUUACAAACCUUAAAGCUGUAAUAGUGUCCUUUUCAAACCAACAAAGACAAGCAGCGGCUCAAUUUAUCGGCGAGUGGAUGACAGUAGUCUCGAGCAGACUGAGAAUGAGGAUUCCCAAACGCCUCUCCCACAUAGCGCCUGCUGGAAAACGAAAACGAGAAGACUGAGGACCAUCACGUUUUGGAUAUUUUCCUCCGUGUUAUAGCCUAUACGUUGGGGUUGGGACUCUAUCGCACAGUAUUUCCUUAUCAACCGAGCGCUGUUCAGACGUAGGGAAUUUCGCGUGUUUACGUAUGGUUCCCAUCACAAGGAAAGACGGUAAACAAAAACAGGAUCACUGAAACGUCUGGUUUUAGCAUUUCGCCUUUUGAACGCUUUAAUUCUUUGCUCAAAUGAAUAAUUCAAGUUGAUACGUUUGGUUUUAGACUCAAAUCUCAUCUAGUGCUCGGGGAUUAAGUCAUCAGCAUCCGUCUAUACAUGCAUGUAUGCAUAUUGAUGGCGUGAUGGCAUCGACGGGUGUAACGACGCCCUGAAUUGCAAUCAGCAUUUGAACCCGCUUGAUUUCGCAAAGAAAGCCAUUUGCAUUGCACUUCAGCGUCAUCAUGGUGGUUUUUAAUGGAGUGUUGAAGAUCAAGGUUUGUGAGGCUCUAAACCUGAAGCCCACAGCUUGGUCACUCCGGCACGCCGUCGGACCAAAGACCCAAACCUUCCUACUGGACACGUACAUCGCCCUUAACGUGGAUGAUUCCCGCGUGGGCCAAACUUCAACCAAGCAAAAGACCAACAGUCCAGCCUGGCAUGAUGAGUUCGUCACUGAGGUGUAUGAUGGCAAGAAAAUUGAAUUGUCGGUCUUUCAUGAUGCGCCAAUUGGCUACGAUGACUUUGUGGCCAACUGCACUAUUCAGUUUGAAGACCUGCUGCAGAAUGGAAGUAGACACUUUGAAGACUGGAUUGACCUGGAGCCAGAGGGCAAAGUUUACGUCAUCAUUGAUCUGUCAGGAUCUUCCAGUGAAGCUGCGACAUCCAAUGAAAAUGAGGAGAGAGUCUUUCGAGAGCGGAUGCGGCCGCGGAAAAGGCAGGGGGCGGUCCGGAGGCGUGUCCAUCAGGUUAACGGACACAAGUUCAUGGCCACUUACCUGAGACAGCCCACCUACUGUUCCCAUUGCAGGGAUUUCAUCUGGGGUGUGUUGGGAAAACAGGGUUAUCAGUGUCAGGUGUGUACCUGCGUGGUCCAUAAGAGAUGCCACGAACUCAUUAUAACAAAAUGUGCUGGCUUGAAGAAACAGGAAGACACUCCUGAAGAGGUCGGCUCCCAACGUUUCAGUGUAAACAUUCCACACAUGUUCAGCAUUCACAAUUACAAAGUCCCCACCUUCUGCGACCACUGCGGCUCUUUGCUUUGGGGACUGAUGCGGCAGGGACUGCAAUGCAAAGCUUGUAAAAUGAAUGUCCAUCGGCGCUGUGAAAGUAAUGUAGCUCCUAGCUGUGGUGUUGAUGCCAGAAAAAUUGCUAAAGUGCUGUCUGAUCUCGGAGUGACGCCAGACAAGAUCUCCAACACUACACAACGCAGAAAAAAGCUGACCCCAGGGCAGGACCCUCAACAACCAAUAUCAGAAGCCCUCUCAACAGAGGAUUUGGACCGCUGCAAAUCGGCUCCAACUUCACCAUGCGACCAAGCAGAACUGGAGAGCAUUCGUAAGGCUUUGUCAUUUGGCCAGGAGCACAAGUCUUCCUCCUCUUCCUCCGGCAUUCAGAGCGCUGCUAUCGAGGGCCAGGAGAAUGGAGAUGUGAAGACUGUCCAGACGAAGAGGAUGACUCUGGCAAACUUCUCCUUCAUCAAAGUGCUGGGAAAAGGUAGCUUCGGCAAGGUGAUGUUGGCAGAGCUGAAGGGUACAGAUGAAGUUUAUGCUGUGAAGGUGCUGAAGAAAGACGUCAUCUUGCAAGAUGAUGAUGUGGACUGCACUUUGACUGAGAAACGAAUUCUGGCCCUGGCAAGAAAGCAUCCUUAUCUCACCCAACUGUUUUGCUGCUUCCAGACAAAGGAUCGGUUGUUCUUUGUUAUGGAGUAUGUGAAUGGAGGAGACCUGAUGUUUCAGAUCCAGCGCUCGCGGAAGUUUGAUGAAGCUCGAUCUCGCUUCUACGCAGCCGAGGUGACAUCAGCUCUUAUGUUCCUGCAUCAACACGGUGUCAUAUACAGAGAUCUGAAGCUGGAUAACAUUCUGUUAGAUGCCGAGGGCCACUGUAAACUUGCAGACUUCGGCAUGUGCAAGGAGGGCAUUCUGAACGGGGUCACAACCACCACUUUCUGUGGGACCCCUGACUACAUUGCACCUGAGAUCCUGCAGGAGUUGGAGUACGGACCUUCGGUGGAUUGGUGGGCUCUGGGCGUGCUAAUGUACGAGAUGAUGGCCGGUCAACCGCCAUUUGAAGCUGACAAUGAAGAUGACCUGUUUGAAUCCAUCCUACAUGACGAUGUGCUUUAUCCCGUGUGGCUCAGUAAAGAGGCAGUCAGCAUUCUGAAAGCCUUUAUGACCAAGAGCCCAAUUAAGCGUCUGGGCUGUGUGGUGACCCAGGGGUUGGAGGAGGCAAUCAAAGUCCACCCCUUCUUCAGAGAGAUCGACUGGGUCCUGCUGGAGCAGAGGAAAAUCAAACCGCCGUUUAAACCCCGUAUUAAAACCAAGCGUGAUGUGAAUAACUUCGAUCAGGACUUUACUCGCGAAGACCCCGUGCUCACGCCGGUGGACGACGCUAUCAUCAAACAAAUCAACCAGGAUGAAUUCAAGGGAUUUUCCUACUUUGGAGAAGAAACCUUGUCUUAAAGCCCAACCUGGCACCGUUCAGUCCGAUUCCAAAAAGUCAAUUGCACCUGUAGACACUCAGAAACCCACGUCAUCACGCAAUACAUGAACACACACUCAAAUCAGAACAGGAGGCCCAGAUAUCGGUUCUCCUUUACUGCUGUCUUCAUCUUUCUUUUCUGUAUCUUAAAAA
This is a messenger RNA of Misgurnus anguillicaudatus (oriental weatherfish), 3136 nucleotides long. It is a transcript of the gene prkcea, whose product is annotated as protein kinase C, epsilon a. Gene Ontology annotation, molecular function: ATP binding; diacylglycerol-dependent serine/threonine kinase activity. The record is from RefSeq and is a predicted model, not a curated record. Gene Ontology annotation, biological process: protein phosphorylation. Lineage: Eukaryota; Metazoa; Chordata; Actinopteri; Cypriniformes; Cobitidae.